This is a messenger RNA of Soboliphyme baturini, 1632 nucleotides long. The record is from the annotation of a GenBank genome assembly. Lineage: Eukaryota; Metazoa; Nematoda; Enoplea; Dioctophymatida; Soboliphymatidae.
AUGAUUCGCAACGUUGGAGACGCUCUGGCCCAUCUUUCUCCACAUCCCAACGCUAUGAAUACUGAUCUAGAAAACCAGCUCGCCUGUCAGAGAGCUAGCUACGUCGAAAUGGUUGCUCAAAAUAUAAGUAUGAAAGCUGUGCUGUCAACUUCGAAAAUUCAUUGUGGUGGUCUCGAAGAAAGGUUUCAUGAAAUUAGUCGUCGGAUUACGAAUUUAGAAAAUAAAUUUCGUCAAAUUGCUGAAAAACUGACAAGCCAACUCUCAGUGAUAUCGUUUGCCUCGAAGUCAUUGAAGAAACGUGAAGAUUUGAUGAACUGUUUGACAAGAAAAAUGGAUAAUUUGGACGUUUUGCGAAAAGCACAUGAAAAGAAUGUUGCCAAUUUUUGUGCUCAACUGGCGACCAAGGAAAAAGAAAAUUCCCUGUCCAAUGAAACUGAUGAGUGUAAUGCAAAGGAUGUACUUAAAGGAAAGCAGAACAGCUAUGCCGAACUGAGCAGUAUGAUUUCUGCAAAAGAGUCUGAACACGAAGCGCUUAUUGAACAAUGUAAACGAGAGGAAUUAGAAAAGGCUUCAAUGCUUGAGAAGUUGAAGAAGGAAGUCUUGGAACUUGACAACUCGUUGAAGACUUCGUUAGGAAAAUUGACGGAAGCGCUUCAAAGUUUGCGCCAACAAAAAGAAUCGAACGCUGAACGGGUCUUUCAGUUAGAAACAGCUGAGAAAGAAAUGGCAAAUGACGUAAAAGAGCUGCAAAUUGAAAUCUGUACGUUGGGCACCACCUAUGAGGAACUGGUGGCCCAAGUUCAGUCAACGUGUGAUUCAAUUCCGAAGGCAAUGGAUAAGCUGCGCUGUUUGGAGCGUGAAAUGGAAGAUCAUCGUGAAAAAGUUACGAUUUUACGAGACCGUGAACAGAACCUUCUGAGAAAAGUGAAUGAACUUAAACGGCAGAAAUUAAACUUGCAAUCAGAAUGUGACGAGGCGCAGGCGAAACUUGUGUUACUUACCGAAGCAAAGCGGGCUGCUGGCGAGAACAAGCUGACAGCGCAAAAAGAGGUAAAAGAUUUGCAAGCGUACCUGUAUGAUCUUCAAGCUAAGCGAGACGCGAGUAAAAGUCUUCUUGAACAUCAUAUGAAAAUGGAGCGAAAGCAGGAGGAAGAGCAUAGAAAUAUGUUAAACGACCUCAAAAUUCAACUGUCAGAAGCCCGGCGGGAAAAUGACAAGUUUAGACGAAUCCUCGAAGAAAUAAAAUUGCAGAAAGAACAAAGGCUGACUGAAUUACAAAACAUGAAGCUCGAAAUGAUAAUGGCAGCAAAGAAAGAAGAAGAGCUGAAGUUGAUGCAGGAGGUCAAAGAGGUGACGUCAGAGACGAAGUCACCUCCAACGACUGGACAGGAUAAGAAACCACAACACACUGAUGUAUUGCACAAAGUACAGUCAUUAAAUUUACAAGACAAGGAGCUAAACGAAAAUUUUGCCGCAGUUGGUCCGCGCAACAUCUCUGAAACUGAAUUUCAUAUCAGCUUAGAUGAUUCGGUAGACUUCUCGUCGUUAGAAACGGAAUCUCAAGCUAGCAGCGUGACUUCAGAAAGUCAAAGCCAGCAAGCGAUCGAUGUCCGGACCUUUCUGGUAAAUUGA